GCAACAUAUUUAUCAUCAUGACGUCAGUGUGCAUAUGAAGGUGUACAAUCAUACUCAGCUGAGUGAUAUUCUGGUAUUUUGCCUGUAAUUUUGUAUCAGUAAAUCUCAACAGCGCCAAAUCGAAAGCAGAACAAGUAGGGUAUAAACUUGCUCUGUCGAUUUAGAGGAUAGAGUACUAUUCAACGUGAUCGCCACAAGAGAACGAUUCUGUUUUUAAAAGGAAGUAGGAAAACUGCGGGGAGAAUUGUCCAGAUCCAGUGUUGGGAGCUGGGAGGCCCGACCCACCUCGGACUCGAGUCGGAGCGAGAUCGCUCGUCGUGUAAAACCUGCACUUGCAUUUGUGAGUUGUGCGGUUCUUGGCUUGUAUUUUUGUAACGUGGUUUAAUUCUACGAGAAAGUGAAUUGAAUCGGUUCCACUUUAAAGCCAUACACCUUCAUUUUCCCUCUCGUAAACAGUUUUUGUUGCUCGGCCUAAGGCUAAGACUAAGUAAGGCCUAAAUAACUGAAAAAAUGAGUGGAUUCAGUAUAUUCGGGAACAAGAAGAAGAAGGAGCCGGCUGUUUCUUCUGCAGAAGCUAUCCAGAAACUGAGAGCAACAGAAGAAAUGCUUAUGAAAAAGCAAGAGUUCUUAGAAGGAAAAGUAGCAAAGGAACUUCUAAUAGCAAAACAGAAUGGAACAAAAAAUAAGAGAGUUGCUAUUCAGGCACUGAAGAGGAAGAAAAAGUACGAGAAGCAACUGGCCCAAGUUGAUGGAACAUUGACUACAAUAGAAACACAGAGAGAUGCACUAGAAAGUGCUCAUUCAAAUGCAGAGGUCCUCAAGAAUAUGAAAUAUGCAAGCUCGGCAUUAAAAACAGCACAUAAAGAAAUGGGUGUUGAAGAUGUGGACGAUUUAAUGGCCGAUGUCCAUGAACAAAUGGAUAUAGCAAAUGAGAUUACAGAUGCCAUCUCAAAUCCAAUAGGUUUUGGAGCAGAUGACAUUGAUGAGGAUGAGUUGAAUGCAGAACUUGAAGAAUUAGAGCAAGAAGAUUUUGAUGAGAAGAUGCUUGACGUUGAGAUAGAAUUACCACAAGUACCAAGUGCAUCAUUACCAGCUACUAAAAAGAAAGUUGCUCAAGAAGAGGAAGAUGACAUGAGAGAGCUUGAACAGUGGGCCAUGUAGAAAUCGUCUCAUCCAUUGAUUAUACCCUAUUCUGCUUUCUUUAGAGGAUCAAUCAACAAACGCAACCAUUUGACAACAGAAUUCUGCUGGGCCCUGUCUUACAAAGAGUUAUGUUUGAUCUGAUCAAGCGUAACUCUAUGGAUAUCCAUCAGUGUAAUAAUUUUUUCUACAGGAAAUUUGCACAAUGUCCCUUGUAAACAAAGAGAAGCACAGUGAAUUUUCAAGAAAACAAUGAAUGCAUGAAUAUGCAUCAUACAUGUAGCUAGAAAAUAUUUUGAACAAACAUGCAUAAUAGAUGUUGACGUUGCUGGCCGUUCAUAGUUGUGAUUGAUCGGAUCAAUCCUAACUCUUUGUAAGAUGGGGCCCAGGCUUUGGAUACGGGCAACCAGGCUUCAAAAGGCAAUAUGUUCACUUGGUAACUAUUGAACUCUAUGAUUCCCAUAGGGACAACCAGUUUCCAAAGGCCAAGGGGUUCAUCUACAUGUAUUGUCUACUGAAUUCUGUAAUUCCCAUCUAGGGUUUGGACAGGGCAACCAAUUUCCAAAAGGCAAUGGGUUAAUCUAUUGACUUCUGAUUUCUGUGUUUCCUGUUGGCUUUUACUUAGAAAGAACAACUGGCUUCCAAAAGGCAAUGGGUUAAUCUAUUGUCUACUGAAUAGUGUGAUGCCAUUAGAUUUACAAAGGGACAUUCUCUAGGUAAUAACCUGUCGACUACUGAAUUCCGUGAUUCCCAUAGUCUUUGCAUAGGAAUAAUCAGUAGGCAAUGGGUUUAAACCAUUGUCUUAUGUGAUUCCAUUGGAUUUGAAUAAGAAAAACAUGCAGUAGGCAAUGGGUUUAACAUGUUGACUUGUGAAUUCUGUAACACCCAUAGGCUUACCACAGGGAUAAGCAGUAGGCAGUGGGUUAACCCAUUAACUUCUGAAUUCUGUGAUUCCAAUGGGCUUUGCACAGGGUAUGAAUGUAUGAAUGUAUUUUGGUAUUGUGAUUCAUUGAUGACUUGGCUCUAUGUCAAGGCCAUUAUUCCCCGCAUGUAGAGAAAAAUAAAUGCAGUUGUUUGAUCCUCUUUAUUAUCUUCUUUAAAAAAAGUAUAUGAAUUUGUUUAGUGAUAAUGGUUAUCAUGGUUUUGGACACUGGAAUGUAGUUUUAAUAGAGUAGAGGGGGAGUUUGCCAACAAAAAGAAAUGUGCGAAGCAUUCUUCAUGAGGAAAACAGAAGCUGCUAUGUUUGUAAAUGUGUAGUGAACAUGUUGGCUAUUUGUACAGAUAUAAAUUUAUUUUAUCAAUAAUAGCUUCCUUGAAAUAUAUGACUUGAUAGGUUUAAAAGAAAUGAGGGAAGGGGGGGGGUGUUGCAAUUUUCUGUGAAAUUCUUUCCAGACCUACAUUUUGCUGUACGUGUUCAUUCUACCCUGUUAAUGUUAUGAACAAUGUUUUGUUUUGAAAUUAUCACGUAGGAGAUUAUUCAUGAAUUUACACCACUCUGCCUUGUCAAAAGGUAUUAUUCUUUUAUUUACACUUGACUUUCAUGUACAUGUAUGGUAAAGUGAUUCAUUGUAUUAUUUUGGUUUUUACCGGUAAUUAGUAGUGUUGUAUUGUCAUAAAGUACUAGGAACAUUACGUUUGCAAUCGAUGCAUUUCUGCUAAUAUUAGAAUAUGUACAUGUACAUGUAAUAAAUAAGGACUCAUAUGACCUUGUUCAAAACAUGACCCUGAUUUCUAACAUUGCUACAUGUAUUAUGUUGUCUAGUUUAAAAGAAAAUUCUAGAAAGAAAAAAAUGCUCUUUCCUCAUUUCAUUUAUUAACCAAGCUUAACAGUGGAAAUUAUACUCUUAACAAUGGCAACUACAUGUAGGCCCUACUGGUAUUCUUUUCAAUGCACUGAUUA
Molecule: messenger RNA, 3040 nt
Organism: Lytechinus variegatus (green sea urchin)
Lineage: Eukaryota; Metazoa; Echinodermata; Echinoidea; Temnopleuroida; Toxopneustidae
Product: charged multivesicular body protein 4b-like
Exons: 5
Coding region: 511-1161 (216 amino acids)
Biological process (GO): late endosome to vacuole transport via multivesicular body sorting pathway; vesicle budding from membrane
Cellular component (GO): cytoplasmic side of plasma membrane; multivesicular body; ESCRT III complex
Source: RefSeq, a predicted model, not a curated record